Messenger RNA from Metschnikowia bicuspidata var. bicuspidata NRRL YB-4993, 879 nucleotides. RefSeq names its product putative amidotransferase. The transcript has a single exon. Gene Ontology annotation, cellular component: nucleus; cytosol. Bases 1 to 879 code for a protein of 292 amino acids. NCBI's taxonomy places the organism in Eukaryota, Fungi, Ascomycota, Pichiomycetes, Serinales, Metschnikowiaceae. The record is from RefSeq and is a predicted model, not a curated record.
AUGGAACCGCACGUGGCUGUGCUUGUCUUAGAUACCCCCAUCGCAGGGGUGGCCGAGACCUUUGGUGAUUUUGGGGACAAUGCCAUCUCUCUCUUGGGCCGGAGCAAAUGUGGCUUUGUGAAAUACCAGGUUGCGUUUGAUGUGACCAUGGCGGAUCGUGCCGAGCAAAACGCGCAGGGCUGCCAGCGCAUGCUCUCUGCCUUGUCGGAGGGAAUCAGAGACGGGGCGAUCAAAGGGGCCAUCUUGACCGGCUCCAGAACGGACUCGUUUUUGGAGAACCACCCCUGGAUCGCGCCGCUCGACAAGUUCAUCCAGACAACGCUCUUCAACACGCCCAACUUCCCCAUGGUGGGCUUGUGCUUCGGCCACCAGAUCUUGGCCAAGAACUUGGGCUGCAAGGUGAACCGAAACUCGCCCGAGAACGGCUGGGAGGCAGGAACAACGACCAUCUCCUUGAACAAAAGCAUCUUGGACAUCCCGGGGUCGCCGUUCCGCUCUGCCUUGAAGACCGAGGACGGCAAAAUCUUGCAACACAUCAAUCUCGUGGAGUUCCACCGUGAUAUCGUCUAUGGAAUGCCGCCAGCGUCCACGCAUUCUUUACUAUCCGGCACUUCCUUCCAAAAUCUCGGAAGCACUGCCAAAUGCUCUAUUCAGGGACUCAUCACGGAGUCGGGCCCAAUCAAGGUUCUCACCUUCCAGGGCCAUCCCGAGUUCACCACUGCGGAGUCUUUGAACCUACUCGAGCUCAUGGCUCAGGAACAGAAGAUAGACAAGGGUGUAUUUGAGCGUCUGACUUAUAACACCAGGAAUUUAGAAAACCAGGGUCCUAUUGUUGGAAAAGUUAUUCAGGAAUUUAUAGAAUCACACAUUCAAUUCUAG